ACAUCGCAGCGUAGAUACUUGAGUCGAAACAAAAUUUAAACAAUUUUUUACUGAGGACACAUAUUGUUUAAAAUUACCUUUAAACUUUAACAAUGUUCGGUAAAAUCUUGAACAAUAAACUAGUUAGUUCAGAGGUUAGGGGUACUCGCGUAGUCAAGGUUUACAAGGUCUCGCUCCGUUAUCUCGUGGACUAAUGCCCAACAUAUUAUCAGGAACUUAAAUCAGCAUCAAAAUGGCGGACGGUGAUUACUGAUCAGUUGGAUACUGGAGAUUGUGGCAAGUUGCGAGUUGCUUAGUGCAGUGCAGCCUUUGUACAAUGGACAACGUGCCACAGGAUAUGGUGAACAGAAGUUUCCAGAAAAUCCUGGACAUCGCCCGUUGCGCCGUCUGUCUGGAAACCGCGAGGCCGAAGAUAGUACAGUGUGAAGGGGAGCAUAUCUUGUGUGGAGUUUGUUCCAAGCAUCUCAAGGAAUGUCCCACUUGUAAGCGGCCUUUCUCCCGUGCCAAACUUGCCCGAAUCAUGAGUCAGGUUUUGGAUGCACUUCCAAAACUCUGUAAACAUACCAACUGCGGUGUGUACGUAUCAGGCGACGACGAGCACGAGAAAUGGUGUGGCUUUCAAUCGACCUUGUGUGCUCUCUGUGGCUGGCCAGGUGCAAGGCGAGACAUUCUCUCACACGUACAACGAGGCCACCCUUCAGUGACAGUUCAUAGUGAACGCAAAUCAGUUUUGAAAAUAAAAGGUCAAUCACUUGUUAUAUUUCCUAUAUCAGCUUUUGGUAUGUUUUUUGGGCAAUGUUCAAUAUGAUUGAUGUGAAUAAAUUUCCGUUUACGGUCCGUUUAUCGCUCAUCUUGGAACCUAAUGACAAACCCUCUGAGGAGUAUUUUUUUGAAGUAUCGCACUACGAUGAAAAGCAAUUUUUUAAAUCCAAAUUCAAAUAUACUUUUCAAGCAGGCUUUGUUUUUGAUAUAUCAUUUCCAGCUUUUUUAAUGACACAAAAAAUGAGUAUGUAUUCGAGAUGACAAUCUCAAAAGAAUAAAGUAAAGGUUAAAAUGUAAUUUAACGUUUGUUAAGUCGGUGUAGGGACUAGAAUAAUGUUACAAUGCUGCAAUAGAUAAUCUCUGUCUUGUUUAACAUGAGCAAUUUUCAUGUACUUUCAGUGCUGUGUUGGUUAGUAAAUAUUUGUUGAUAGCUGUUUCUGAUGUACAGUUCUUGUUUAUGACCUAGCGAAUUAAAAUAAUCUACUGACAUAAUCAUUAUGUAGAAAUUAUUUCAAAUAUUGAUUCGCUGUAAACAUACACGGUGCAAAUAUUUUCGCUCGUAGUCCAACUUUUUAUAUUUAUUACAGUGUUUCUAUUCUAAUUAUACUUGUAUCUUCUGUAUCAAUAAUCAUUAUUGUAUAAUCAGAAACAUAAUUUUAAACCAUUAUACUUUUUAUGGAUUUCAUGUAUGUAACUAUCAUAUUUAAAUUCAAUCGUCUUUUGGAAAAAUA
Homalodisca vitripennis (glassy-winged sharpshooter) is the source of this 1493-nucleotide messenger RNA. RefSeq names its product E3 ubiquitin-protein ligase Siah2-like. Gene Ontology annotation, molecular function: ubiquitin protein ligase activity; ubiquitin conjugating enzyme binding. Gene Ontology annotation, cellular component: cytoplasm. The record is from RefSeq and is a predicted model, not a curated record. The transcript is spliced from 2 exons. Bases 317 to 808 code for a protein of 163 amino acids. Lineage: Eukaryota; Metazoa; Arthropoda; Insecta; Hemiptera; Cicadellidae. Gene Ontology annotation, biological process: proteasome-mediated ubiquitin-dependent protein catabolic process; multicellular organism development.